AUGCAAACAUAACCUGGAGUACUAGAUUUAUCAGCCUAUAACUUACCUAAAAGUGAUUCUCUUUCAAUAAGAAUACAAGAGAACUUCUCUCUUUAUGGAGUGAGAUAUGCUUAGUUAGUUGUUGUGGCCAUUGCAAUCGGAGGACUUACUAAUUUUGCAGUUCUGCUUGCACUACUUCUAAGUUAUUUAGGAUGGGCAUUUAUAAUGAAAUAAAGUUCUAUUUUAGAUUUCCUACCUGAUUUAGGAUUUGUCAAUACUCAAGACAAAAAAAUGAUACUUUUACUUCUAUUUAAUAUUUUACUUAUUUUGGGCGAUUUCAGGUCCUCAAAUAUUGACUUAUGUGGGUCUUGGAUGUUUAAUUGUAAUUGUGCAUGCAUCAUUAUGGAAAAGUCCAUCAACUUUACCUGGAUAAGACAUUUAAUCAGAGUUCGAUAAAGUGUUAAUGUAAAAUGAUGUUGAAUUAAUUAAUCAUUGAAGUAUAUAGAUCAUAAUAUUAUAUCACU
Messenger RNA from Paramecium tetraurelia, 503 nucleotides. RefSeq lists its product as uncharacterized. The transcript is spliced from 4 exons. NCBI's taxonomy places the organism in Eukaryota, Ciliophora, Oligohymenophorea, Peniculida, Parameciidae. The record is from RefSeq and is a predicted model, not a curated record.